Messenger RNA from Mauremys reevesii (Reeves's turtle), 2842 nucleotides. RefSeq names its product phosphodiesterase 12 (gene PDE12). NCBI's taxonomy places the organism in Eukaryota, Metazoa, Chordata, Testudines, Geoemydidae. Gene Ontology annotation, biological process: nuclear-transcribed mRNA catabolic process, deadenylation-dependent decay. Bases 162 to 2009 code for a protein of 615 amino acids. The transcript has 3 exons. The record is from RefSeq and is a predicted model, not a curated record. Gene Ontology annotation, molecular function: 3'-5'-RNA exonuclease activity. Gene Ontology annotation, cellular component: mitochondrion.
GGUAUCUGACCACCCCAGUACCCAUCAGCACUUGCGACGCGCCGCUCAGCUAGGCAGCUUUUGCCCGGGCGCGGGUUUCCGGGCAAUUGCAAGCGAAUGUGCUGUCACCAAUGUGAGGCUGCCUUGGCGCGCGGCCCGGAGCCGGAACGCCGCGGCGGCUGAUGAAUGGUAGAUGCCGGGCCGGCUGGUUCAUGUGGAGCCUUCUGUGGGGGGAGCUACGAGCCGCUGCCGGCCCGAGGAGGCUCCUCUGCCGAUCGGCCGCUUUCCUCAGCAGCGGCGACGCGGUUUGCCCCGGCCCUGCCCGCGGAGCCCCGCCUGGCCACAUGGAGCGGGCUGUGGUGCGCUGCGUCCCGUCGGAGCCGAAGAUGAGCCUGUGGUUCGUGCUGUGUGACGGGAGCGCCAAGCACAUGCAGCGGGACCAGACGGAGCCGCUAGGCCGGGCCUUGGCCCGCAUCGCCACCAACGCCGGCAAGGGCCACGCCAAGGCGGCCAAGAAGAGCAAGAAAGCUCGGGCGGAGGCGGGACCGGCCGGGGAGCCGGUGGCGACGGCGCCGCUCGCCGUGCGCCUCUUCUCGCGGGACGGGGAGUCGGUGGCUGAAGACGUGUCCAAUGCCGAGGCCUGGCAGGACGGCGCCGUGCUGCAGAUCGGCGAAGUCAAGUACCAGGUAGAGCGGAACCCGCCCUCCGUCACCGAGCUCCAGCUGCCCCGCUCGCUGCUCGCCGGCUUCCCCGUCUGCCCCAAGAUCCACACCGAAUUCGGCGCGCCCCAGCACUGUCUCUUCCGCUGGUACCGGGAGCAGCCAGGGGGCGGCGGGGACGAGCCCUCCCCGGGGGGCGCCGUCUGGGUGGAAGCCCCCGUCAGGGACCGCGUCUUCACGCCGACCAACGCGCACAUCGGACUGCGCCUCAAGCUCCACUGCACCCCGGGCAACAGCCAGCAGCGCUACGGGCUCCCCCGGGAGGUGGAGAGCAGCGGCCCCGUGGAGGCCGGGCCCGGCGCCUGUACCUUCGACUCCCGGCACCUCUACACCAAGAAGGUGUCCGGGGAAGGCUUAAUCCGCACGGUCUCCUACAACGUUCUGGCUGACAUCUAUGCUCAGACCGAGCACUCGCGGACCGUGCUGUACCCCUACUGCGCGCCCUACGCGCUGGAGCUCGACUACCGGCAGAACCUGCUCAAGAAGGAGCUGGCCGGCUACAGCGCCGACCUCAUCUGCUUGCAGGAGGUGGAUAAAUCUGUCUUCGCUGAUAGCUUGGCCCCGGCGCUGGACGCCUUCGGCCUCGAAGGGCUCUUCAGGAUCAAGGAGAAGCAGCAUGAAGGCUUGGCUACUUUCUACCGCAGGGAUAAGUUCACCUUGCUUAGCGAGCAUGAUAUUGCCUUCAAUGAGGCCCUGGUCUCUGACCUACUGCACAAGGAGCUGCGGGACAAGCUAGCCCCCUACCCCUUAGCCCAGGAGAAGGUGCUGCAGAGAUCCUCUGUGUUGCAGGUUUCAGUUCUUCAGUCUACAAAUGAUCCUUCGAGGAAGAUUUGUAUAGCCAAUACUCAUCUGUACUGGCAUCCAAAAGGUGGAAACAUCCGUCUCAUCCAAAUUGCUGUAGCUUUGUCUCACAUUAGGCAUGUUACAUGUGAUCUAUAUCCUGGCAUACCUGUCAUAUUCUGCGGUGAUUUUAAUAGUACACCUUCAACUGGAAUGUAUAGUUUUAUCAACAGUGGCAAUAUUGCUGAGGAUCAUGAAGACUGGGUCUCUAAUGGAGAAGAAGAAAGAUGCAAUAUGUCUCUAACUCAUCCUUUCAAACUGCAAAGUGCUUGUGGAGAACCUGCUUAUACAAAUUAUGUUGGUGGGUUUCAUGGAUGCCUGGACUACAUUUUCAUUGACAUAAAUGCUUUAGAGGUUGAACAAGUAAUUCCAUUGCCAAGUCAUGAAGAAGUUACCACCCAUCAGGCCUUGCCAAGUGUCUCUCAUCCCUCUGAUCAUAUAGCAUUAAUAUGUGAUUUAAAGUGGAAAUAAGACUAACAUUUGCAUGACAUUUGUUCCAGGCCUUUAAACAAGGAAUUUGUUUACUUUAGGGGAACUUAACUUGUAUCCCGGCUUAUAUGUAACUUUAUAAAGACAGAAGCUAGACUGAUUAUUGGAAAAAAGUUCACAUGCCUGUCAUUUCGAUUAUAAAUUUCUUAUUGAGCGUUUUGUCUGACUGUUCAUAACAUUUGCAUGACAUAGCUUCUCCAUUCCCUUUUUCUACACUAAUAGGAAGUCCAAAUAUAUUUAAAACAGAUGGGGAUGUUUUAAAAAAAGAAAAGUUAGAUUAUCAUACCUUUUUAUAGGUGUUUUUAACUGAUUAAGAGAUUAUUUUGUUACAGAUGUAUGAAUAAUCUAAUUUCUAUAAAAGUACAUGUGAACGGAACCCUGUUUAUAUAAUUCAGAAUAGGAUAUAAAAGAGGGUAAGCAAAUGACUUGUGCUGAAUGAAAUCAAAACUACUUUCAGUGCAGGACAAGUGUCACCACCUUCUUUUUAAAUAAUCAAAAAUAUAAAUUUAUUCAUUAAGCAUUCCUGAUGCUUCCCUAGGCUUUAGCGAGCUGCAUGUUCAGUGUACUCCUACUUUUUUUGACACGAUACUUUCUGACCAGAGACCAACAUCUGAAUAAGACUUGUACAAUCAACAUAAAACCAUAUUAAAUUUUAGGAUUAAAAUGGUUUCGGGAACAGUGUCUUUGCCCACUUAAUGUAUUUGUAGCUACUGAAAGGCUCUUUAAAAUAAAUGAAAAAAUCAGAUUUUAAGACCAGUUGUUGAUUAUUGUAAACCAGUAUCAAGUUUACUAAAAAUAAAAAUGUAAGAACUAUA